This is a messenger RNA of Lepus europaeus (European hare), 4366 nucleotides long. RefSeq names its product lysine demethylase 4C (gene KDM4C). The record is from RefSeq and is a predicted model, not a curated record. Gene Ontology annotation, molecular function: histone H3K36 demethylase activity; histone H3K9 demethylase activity. Gene Ontology annotation, biological process: chromatin remodeling. The coding region runs from base 202 to 3504 and encodes 1100 amino acids. The transcript is spliced from 23 exons. Gene Ontology annotation, cellular component: nucleus. Lineage: Eukaryota; Metazoa; Chordata; Mammalia; Lagomorpha; Leporidae.
CGGGAGGGUGAGGAGCGGCGGAGGGAUCGGGCGCCUGGGGCCCUGUGCGCGUGCGCAGCGAACAGCUGUCACCCAGUGCGGAACAAGUCUACCAAAUUUCCCAAAUCUCCCCGGGCCGGAGGCCACCGUCCUCCUUCACACCCUCCUCCUCUGGAUCGUGUCCUCGCCCCCGCCCGCGUGCCAGAGAUUGCCCCAGCCAUCAUGGAGGUGGCUAAGGCGGAGAGUCCUCUGAACCCCAGCUGUAAGAUAAUGGUCUUCAGACCCUCCAUGGCAGAGUUUCGGGAGUUCAACAAAUACCUCGCAUACAUGGAGUCCAAAGGAGCACAUCGAGCAGGACUUGCAAAGGUAAUUCCUCCUAAGGAAUGGAAGCCAAGACAGUGCUAUGAUGACAUUGAUAAUUUGCUUAUUCCAGCACCGAUUCAGCAGAUGGUAACAGGGCAGUCAGGAUUGUUCACUCAGUAUAACAUCCAGAAAAAAGCCAUGACUGUGAAGGAGUUCAGGCAGCUGGCCAAUAGUGGCAAAUAUUGUACUCCAAGAUACUUGGAUUAUGAAGAUUUGGAGCGCAAGUACUGGAAGAACUUAACUUUUGUGGCACCUAUCUAUGGUGCAGAUAUUAAUGGGAGCAUAUAUGAUGAGGGUGUGGAUGAAUGGAACAUAGCUCGCUUAAAUACCGUCUUGGAUGUGGUUGAAGAAGAGUGCGGUAUUUCCAUUGAAGGUGUAAAUACCCCGUAUCUGUAUUUUGGCAUGUGGAAAACCACAUUUGCAUGGCACACUGAGGACAUGGACCUCUACAGCAUUAAUUAUCUCCACUUUGGAGAGCCCAAAUCUUGGUAUGCUAUACCCCCGGAGCAUGGGAAACGACUUGAAAGACUAGCUCAAGGUUUUUUCCCAAGUAGUUCUCAAGGGUGUGAUGCAUUUCUUCGCCACAAGAUGACACUGAUUUCUCCUUCCGUAUUAAAGAAAUAUGGCAUUCCCUUUGACAAGAUCACCCAGGAGGCAGGAGAAUUUAUGAUCACUUUCCCUUAUGGCUACCAUGCUGGUUUUAAUCAUGGCUUCAACUGUGCAGAAUCUACAAAUUUUGCUACUGUCAGAUGGAUUGACUAUGGGAAGGUUGCUAAAUUGUGCACUUGCAGGAAAGACAUGGUGAAAAUUUCCAUGGAUAUCUUUGUGAGGAAAUUUCAGCCAGACAGAUAUCAGCUUUGGAAACAAGGAAAAGAUAUAUACACGAUCGAUCACACGAAGCCAACUCCUGAAUCCACCCCUGAAGUAAAGGCGUGGCUGCAGAGGAGGAGGAAAGUAAGAAAAGCACCCAGGAGCUUCCAGAGCACUAGGUGUCACACUAAAAGGCAUAAGGCUGAGGAGGAUGAGGAAGUCUCAGCCGAAGCUGAUGGGGCAGAAAUCUCUAACCUUGACCCAGACACAGAUGAAUCCAGUGUUCACAUAAACCCCGAAGAGACAGCGAGGCUGGGAAUCAUAGAAGGGUCCUCUUCCGGGAGGAUGCAGGUGGAUCCCACUUUAUCAGAUGAUAUCCCACUCUCAGGAAACUGCUGCUCAAAUGCAUCUAUAGCAGAGGAAAUAAAAGCAGAGGAUGACAAAACCUACACCAUAACUGUAUCUUCUGAGCACAAUGCAUCUGAUGAUUCUAUCCCAUUGUCUCGUGGCCAUGUGAAAGUUGAGGAAUCAGCCCCACCUAAUCCUUCAUGGCCAAAGUCUCCUGAAUCGUGUUUGUCGGUGGCAGAGAGCAAUGGCGUGUUAACAGAGGGAGAAGAGAGUGAUGUGGAGAGCCGGGGAAGUGGCCUGGCACCAGGGGACAUCCCUGUGGUACCUAGUGGAGAGAGCAAUGACUUCAAAGUCCCCAGUAUAAUAGAGGGAGAGACCAAAACUGCUAAGAGCUUUCGCCAUCCGCUUAGUAAGCCUCCGGCCAGAUCCCCAAUGACUGUUGUAAAGCAGCAAGCAACAAGUGAUGAAGAAUUACCCGAGAUGCCAUCUAUUGAGGAGGAAGUGGAAGAAACAGAGUCAUGGGCGAAGCCUCUUGUCCACCUCUGGCAGACGAAAUCCCCUAACUUUGUGGCUGAGCAAGAGUAUAAUGCAACCGUAGCAAAAAUGGAGCCACACUGUGCUAUCUGCACUCUGCUCAUGCCUUACUACAAGCCGGAUAGCAGCAAUGAAGAAAAUGAUUCUAAAUGGGAGACAAAAUUAGACGACGUGAUUACCUCAGGAGGAAAGACUAAGCCCCUCAUUCCUGAGAUGUGCUUUAUUUAUAGUGAGGAAAAUAUAGAAUAUUCUCCACCCAAUGCCUUCCUUGAAGAAGAUGGAACAAGUCUUCUGAUAUCCUGUGCAAAGUGCUGCGUGCGGGUUCAUGCAAGCUGUUAUGGUAUCCCUUCUCAUGAGAUCUGUGAUGGCUGGCUGUGUGCCCGGUGCAAAAAAAAUGCAUGGACUGCAGAAUGCUGCCUUUGCAAUUUGCGAGGGGGUGCUCUUAAACAAACUAUGAACAAUAAGUGGGCCCAUGUCAUGUGUGCUGUUGCAGUCCCAGAAGUUCGAUUCACUAAUGUCCCAGAAAGGACACAAAUAGAUGUAGGCAGAAUACCAUUACAGAGGUUAAAAUUGAAGUGUAUCUUCUGCAGACACCGGGUUAAGAAGGUUUCUGGAGCCUGCAUCCAAUGUUCCUAUGGCCGCUGCCCAGCAUCCUUCCAUGUCACAUGUGCCCAUGCCGCUGGGGUACUUAUGGAGCCUGAUGAUUGGCCUUAUGUGGUGAACAUCACAUGUUUUAGACAUAAAGUCAACCCAAAUGUGUUUACAGCACAGAGUAAGCACUCAACACAUGAAAGCUGCGUUACUACUACUACUACUACUACUACUACUACUACUACUUCUACUGCUGCUGCUAGUGCUGCAAUCUUAGGUGAACUGGGCCACGUGAGCAGUGUUUUUCCUGUUUCCAGGAAAUCGAAAGCGUCUGAAAAGGCCAUCACCGUGGGUCAGACGGUUAUCACAAAGCAUCGGAACACCCGGUAUUACAGCUGCAGAGUGAUUGCUGUGACGUCACAGACCUUCUACGAGGUCAUGUUUGAUGAUGGUUCCUUCAGCAGAGACACGUUUCCUGAGGAUAUUGUGAGCCGGGAUUGCGUGAAGCUGGGCCCUCCUGCUGAGGGAGAAGUUGUCCAAGUCAAGUGGCCUGAUGGCAAACUCUACGGGGCGAAAUAUCUUGGGUCAAAUGUUGCCCACAUGUACCAGGUGGAAUUUGAAGAUGGGUCCCAAAUAGCAAUGAAGAGAGAGGACAUCUACACCUUAGAUGAAGAGUUACCCAAGAGAGUGAAAGCUCGUUUUUCCACAGCCUCUGAUAUGCGGUUUGAAGACACGUUUUAUGGAGCAGACAUAAUCCAAGGGGAGAGAAAGAGACAAAGAGUGCUGAGCUCCCGGUUUAAGAACGAGUACGUGGAUGACCCUGUGUACCGCACCUUUUUGAAGAGCUCUUUCCAGAAGAAGUGUCAGAAGAGACAAUAGUACAUGCUGCAGGCAACAGUGCAGCUUGGGCCAGAUGAGAAGAGAUGAAGGGACGGCCUUGGGGCUGUGCCGUGUGUUCCACUGGGGUAGGUGACGCCGUGUGUCUCUGUCAGUGGUCAAUUGGGCUUCCAGAGUUCAGUCCCCAAGAUUGCAAAAUGCACAUAUCAGCAAUCUGAAGCCAUUCCCUGGUCUUGUUUUCACUUGUGAACAAUUUUCUUCUGUGAUCCCAAAUAAUUUUUCUAAGUGAAUAGAAAAACACUGAUUCCCCCACUUGACCAAAAAGCCACUGCCAGAGAGGACAUGGGUCCCAUGUGUGGCUCCGGCCCCUCAGCAGAAAACACACAGAGACUUCUCUCCGCGACUCCAGCAGGUGGGAGCCCUGUCACCCAGGUCGGGGGCGAUGAUUUAUAUCUUUUCCACAGUCAGGGAAGGACUCUCACUUACUUGUUUUAAACGGCAGUUUUUAUAAAACAUUUUUAACACAAAUGGCAUGUAUGGUAAUGAGAUUUACCCAUGUGCUAUAUCUGUAUUUCCCUUGUACAAAACUUUUACAUUUUUUAAUAUUCCUAUUACUUUUGAUUGUGUCUGAUGAGAACUGAGUUGGCCUUGUGAAAUGAAACUUUUGGCUCUUGAAGAAGAAUUCAUAUGAAUUGUAUGGGAAUUUUAUAUAUUUAAAGAGGGAGAUCUGGGGCUGUUAUUUUUAAACACUUUUUUUUCAUAAUGCCUAUUCUGAGUAGAUAUUUAUAAAAAUAUGUUUCUUUCAUUAUGUGUUUGUAAAAUUAGAGUUUAAAUAAAUAUGCCUUGAUGCAUAGUUUUGAACUAAUGUAAUAUGGUUUUUCCUUUUUAAAACAGCCUGAAAAUG